AGCCCCGUCACCAAGUGAGCCAUCAGGUGGAUGCUCCAUGCUUGCUCGGCUCGUCAUACCUGAGGUGAAGAUCCAUCCCCUCCUCUUCCUGGUUUCUUCGCUACUUUCAACUCUGACACAUCGAGUCUGUUGAGGAAACCUGGCCCUAAACCACUCUAAGUCGGACAGCCGCCGUGCGUCACUCACCACCUGGCCAAUCACAGAUCAUAUUGACACUCCUGUUGUUUUCUUAGACAAAACACGACACACUACAAACUGAGCCAAAGGUCACCAGCCAACAUGGCGGCAGCAGUUCUUCGAAGGAAACUUUUCAAGACGUCAUUUUUUGCGUCAUGUUUCCACAGUUCGCCAGCUGUUCUUCAACAGCCCCCUCUUUCUCAGUCACGCUUUUUCCCGCCACAAGAGACACCCAUGCUGCCACCCGGUAGCUUCAACGGCCGCGUGGCGUUCAUCACGGGUGGCGGAACAGGAUUGGGCCGUGCCAUGACGACCACCCUGUCACACCUGGGAGCGGAGUGUGUCAUUGCUAGCAGGAAGUUGGACGUCCUGCAGCAAACAGCUGAUGAGAUCAGCAGCCAAACUGGAAACAAGGUUCAUGCGGUCCAGCUUGAUGUCAGAGAUCCUCAGGCUGUAACACGUUGUGUAGACCACAUGGAAGGUCUAACAGGCUUACCUGACGUGAUUAUCAAUAAUGCGGCGGGAAACUUUGUUUCCCCGUCGGAAAAUCUAUCAGCCAAUGCCUGGAAGACCAUCACAGACAUCGUCCUGAACGGAACAGCCUUCACUUCUCUGGAGCUCGCUAAGAGACUCAUUAACAAAGGCAAAGGUGCGUCCUUCCUGGCCAUCACCACUAUCUACGCCGAGUCAGGAUCCGGUUUUGUGGUUCCGAGUGCAUCAGCGAAGGCGGGUGUGGAAGCACUGUACAAGUCUUUGGCAGCAGAGUGGGGACGCUACGGACUCAGAUUCAACAUCAUCCAGCCCGGACCCAUCAGAACUAAGGGGGCCUUCAGCCGCUUGGAUCCUACAGGAGAAUUUGAAGCUGGAAUGCUGAGUCGGAUUCCAACGGGUCGACUGGGAAAAGCCGGCGAGGUGGCAAACCUGGCGACGUACAUGUGCAGCGACUACGCCAGCUGGAUGUCUGGAGCGGUGGUCCGCUUCGAUGGCGGCGAGUAUGUGAUGAUGGCGGGAGAAUUUAACGAGCUGCGUAGAGUGACACCUGAUCAGUGGAAACUGAUGGAAAAGAUGAUCAGAAGCACCAAAGGAUCCUCAUAAGGCAACAAUGGACACAUCAACUUGAUGAUGCCAUUGCAUUUGUCAUGGUUUCUAAACGUCGCAUUAAUAAAAAGUGUACUAACA
Messenger RNA from Doryrhamphus excisus (bluestripe pipefish), 1356 nucleotides. RefSeq names its product 2,4-dienoyl CoA reductase 1, mitochondrial (gene decr1). Gene Ontology annotation, biological process: fatty acid beta-oxidation. Gene Ontology annotation, cellular component: mitochondrion. NCBI's taxonomy places the organism in Eukaryota, Metazoa, Chordata, Actinopteri, Syngnathiformes, Syngnathidae. Gene Ontology annotation, molecular function: 2,4-dienoyl-CoA reductase (NADPH) activity. The record is from RefSeq and is a predicted model, not a curated record.